Molecule: messenger RNA, 2795 nt
Organism: Guyanagaster necrorhizus
Lineage: Eukaryota; Fungi; Basidiomycota; Agaricomycetes; Agaricales; Physalacriaceae
Product: OPT-domain-containing protein
Exons: 27
Coding region: 205-2712 (835 amino acids)
Biological process (GO): transmembrane transport
Molecular function (GO): oligopeptide transmembrane transporter activity
Source: RefSeq, a predicted model, not a curated record
GCAUCAAUGGCAAUGGCCAUUCUACUACAGGUUAUUGGUAUUGCACUAAUGCGACCGGACUCGUGGGUCCAUGGGACCGGCAUCAAGCCAUUCGCCAUGUGCAUACUGCCCGCUAAGGUGUCCCUAUGUAGAUAAGUGGUUCGUAUAUCAGGAGCGGUUUUUCAUCUGCUUGUUCUUCGGGAUCCGUAUCUUCAACUGCCCUUCAUGUCUGCCAAUGAGAAGAGGAAAGACUAUGCCGACGUCGUCGAGAAGGAUUCCGAGGCCUCCUUCGAUGAGAAGGCUAUCGACGUCGUUGGUUUGGAUAUCCAAGCUCUCAGUGCCGAUGUGGAGGAAGCCGCCGCUCACUCUGACACUAUGUCGACGGAGGAAGUUGAGGAAUGCUUGAGGCACAUAGUUGAUAUGCAUGGAAAGGAUCCCAACUUUCCAAGGCGAGCCCUGGAGCUGAGCCGGCAAUAUCUCUUCGACGAGGACAUUCGGGACGACCCCAUUACUUUUCAGAAGCUCUAUGAUGAGGUCAAGAUUGAAGCUGCUCUGAUCGUCGUUAACUCUCCUUAUGCCGAAGUUCGUGCGGUCGUUGACAACCACGAUGAUCCUAAUAUGCCGGCCUUGACCUUCCGAGCUAGUGUCAUUGGGCUCAUCUAUGUCGUUAUCGGGGCCUUCCUCAACCAGUUCUUCUCAAUCCGACAGCCGGGAAUUACGAUCACUUCGAAUGUUGCACAGUUGUUGGCAUUCCCUGCGGGAAAAUUCUUUGAACAGGUGUUACCUACCACGAAGUACAAUACCUUUGGCUAUGAGUGGUCAUUGAAUCCCGGUCCUUUCAACAUGAAAGAGCACAUGGUCGCUACUAUCAUGGCUAACGUUGGUUUUACUACUCCAUACACAGCAUAUGUCAUAUGGGUACAAUUUGCUGAGAGGUUCUUCAAUGAGUCCUGGGCCACAAACUUCGGAUACCAGAUCCUUAUUUCGCUAUCUACGAACUUUAUUGGUUAUGGUCUGGCUGGGAUCACGCGACGCUUCCUCGUCUACCCGUCCUACGCAAUAUGGCCAACAAAUUUAGCCACUAUUGCUCUGAAUCGUGCCUUCCACUCGCAAACAAACCAGAUAGCUAACGGCUGGAAAGUCUCUCGGAUGAGGUUCUUCCUAUACGCUUUUGGAGGGAUGUUCGUGUACUUCUGGUUCCCUAAUUACAUCUUUCAAGCUCUGUCGUAUUUCAAUUGGAUGACAUGGAUUGCUCCCGAAAACGUCCUGCUCGGCGCGGUAACAGGUAGUAUCGGAGGCCUUGGUUUGAAUCCGAUCCCUACAUUCGAUUAUAACGUUCUCUCGGUCGCUGGUGACCCUCUCAUCAAUCCGUUCUUCACGAUUGCCAACUAUUUCCUUGGUGCCAUCGUUACACUCCCAAUUAUAAUUGCAAUUUGGGUGAACAACGUUUGGUACACUGGGUAUCUGCCGAUCAAUUCCAAUGGUGUAUUCGACAACACAGGCGCGCGAUAUAACGUGUCUAAGGCUGUGGACGCACAGUCGAUUUUCGACGAGGCGUCAUAUAAAGCUUACUCCCCUGCAUACCUUGCCGCGGGUAAUAUCUUGCUGUAUGGUUUCUUCUUUGCGACGUAUGCGGCAACUAUCUCCCACACGUUCCUCUACCACCGGAGGGAAAUAGCUUUGGGCUUCAAAAGUCUGUGGAAGAGGAAGCCUGUGAGGGAGGACCGAUUUGAUGUACACAGCAAGCUAAUGGGGGCCUACGCUGAGGUUCCCGAGUGGCACUAUCUCUGUGUUCUAGCAAUUUCUGUCGGCCUCGGUGCUGCUGGUGUAGCCGCCUACCCGACUUCAACUUCUCCGGCUGUUGUUCUCUAUGGUAUCCUCCUCGCGGUCAUAUUUUGUAUUCCUAUCGGUAUCAUCGCUUCGAUCACUAAUUGCCAGGUGACGCUCAAUGUUCUGGCUGAAUUCUUCGGUGGUCUAUGGUUCCCUGGAAAUGCCAACGCCUUGAACUUUUUCAAGUCUUACGGCUAUGUCACUACCGCUCAUACCUUGGCAUUUGCUCAGGAUCUGAAGCUCGCGCACUACACCCAUAUUCCGCCCAGGAUUACGUUCUGGGUGCAGAUGGUAGCGACACUUGCGUCGACCUUUGUCUGUGUUGGGAUUUUAAACUUCCAGAUGACGCAGAUCCCCGAUGUCUGCUCGUCUACGCAGAAAGACAAGUUCACCUGCCCGGGCGCCAACACGUUUUUCACUGCGUCAGUUCUUUGGGGAACGCUUGGUCCCUCCAGGAUGUUCGGGUCGGGGGCUAUCUAUAAUCCCCUGAUCUGGUGCUUCUUGAUCGGCUUCGUCUUGCCCAUUAUCGUGUACUUUUUGACGCCCAGAAUACCGAUUUUCAAGUACUUCCAUCUCCCGGUGUUCUUGGUCGGAACACUUAUCUGGGCACCUUACAACUUGUCGAAUACGUGGCCGGCUGUGCCUAUUGCUUAUGUCUUCAAUAUCUUCAUCAAGAAACGGUUCCUCUCAUGGUGGUCGAAAUAUAACUAUAUCUUGGCAUCAGCCUUUACAUGUGCGAUUGCCCUGUCUGCUGUUAUCCAGUUCUUCGCCGUGCAGUAUGUUGGCGCUGAGAUUAAUUGGGGGCCUAACACGAUUCCUUAUGGGGGCUGUGACUAUAACGAAUGUACAUAUUACACCGUCGCAGAUGGGGAUCAUUUCGGUCCGGGUGUCGGUGAAUUCUAGGGUUAUUUCUUAAGAUUAAUGCGUUGUUGUUGUUCUUGUAUGUAUGAGCCAGGCCGCCCAGCUUAGCUGCGGAGGUCUUGUAA